AUGACUACGCAAAAACGUGUCUUAGUUACCGGAGGUGCAGGUUACAUUGGUUCUCACACAGUUGUCGAAUUGAUUGAAAACGGCUACGAAUGUGUCAUCGUCGAUAACUUAUGCAACUCAUCUUACGACUCUGUCGCUAGAUUAGAAAUCUUAACUAAGCAUCAUAUCCCAUUUUACAAAGUCGAUCUAUGUGACCAUGAUGGUUUAGAAAAGGUUUUCCAAGAACAUAACAUUGAUUCCGUCAUUCAUUUCGCUGGUUUGAAAGCUGUCGGUGAAUCCACUCAAAUCCCAUUAACUUACUACCACAACAAUAUAUUGGGGACGUUGGUUCUACUAGAAUUGAUGCAAAAAUACCACGUUGAAAAAUUCGUCUUCUCCUCAUCAGCUACUGUCUAUGGUGACGCCACAAGAUUCCCUGACAUGAUCCCAAUCCCAGAAGAAUGUCCAUUAGGUCCAACUAACCCAUACGGUCAAACUAAACUAGGUAUCGAAAAUAUCCUAAGAGAUUUGUAUAACUCACAAAAGGAUAUUUGGAAAGUUGCCAUCUUACGUUAUUUCAACCCAAUUGGUGCUCAUCCAUCAGGGUUAAUCGGUGAAGAUCCAUUAGGUAUUCCAAACAAUUUAUUACCAUACAUGGCUCAAGUCGCUGUUGGUAGACGUGAAAAAUUAUACGUCUUUGGUAACGAUUAUGAUUCUAGAGAUGGUACUCCAAUUAGAGAUUAUAUUCAUGUGGUCGAUUUGGCUAAGGGUCAUAUUGCCUCUUUGAAAUAUUUAGAUGCAAUUGAUCAAAAGACUGGUAUUUGUCGUGAAUGGAAUUUGGGGUCCGGUACUGGUUCCACUGUCUUGGAGGUUUAUCGUGCCUUCUGUGAUGCCUCUGGUAUUGAAAUUCCAUAUGAAAUAACUGGUAGAAGAGCUGGUGAUGUUUUGAAUUUGACUGCUAAACCUGAUAGAGCAACAAAGGAGUUAAAAUGGAAGACAGAAUUGGAUGUUUCUAUUGCUUGUAAAGAUUUAUGGAAAUGGGCUACCGAAAAUCCAUUCGGUUAUCAAUUAAAUGGUAUUAGUGCUACAUUUGGUACCGAUGAGGAAGAAUUCGAUGGUAGAUUUGUUACUAUUGGUUCUGGUUCUAGAUUCCAAGCUACUAUUGCUAAUUUGGGUGCCACUUUAGUCGAUUUGAAAGUGGAUGGUCAAUCCGUUGUUCUAGGUUAUGAAAAGGAAUCUCAAUAUUUGACUCCAGAUACUUGUUACAUUGGUGCUACUAUCGGUAGAUAUGCAAAUCGUAUUGCUCAUGGUAAAUUUGCUUUGAAUGGUAAAGAUUAUCAAUUAACUAUCAAUAAUGGUGUUAACGCUAACCAUGGUAGUAUUGGUUCCUUCCAUGCUAAGAGAUUCUUAGGUCCAAUCUUAAAAAACCCAACUAAGGAUACAUUCACUGCUGAAUAUGCUUUGAUUGAUAAUUCUGAAGAUUCUGAAUUCCCAGGUUCUUUACAAGUCAUAGUUAAUUACACUUUGAAUGUUGCUACAAAGACUUUAGAUAUUGAAUAUACUGCUCAAGUUGAAGUAGAAGCUACUCCAAUCAAUAUGACUAACCAUACUUACUUCAACUUAAAUAAAUUAUACGGUUCUGAUUCUAUUGCUGGUACAGAAAUUAAAGUCAUUUCUAACAAAUCUAUCGAUGUUGAUGAAAAUGUUAUCCCAACUGGUAAGAUUGUUGAUAGAGAAAUUGCUACAUUUGAUGAUUCGAAGCCAACUGUCCUAGGUAAGGAAGGACCAGAUUACGAUUAUAACUUUUUUGUCGACGCUACUGCCACUCCAAAUCAAAUUGAUACUAGAGGUAACGAAUUGAAGUUAGUUACAACCGCUUACCAUCCAGAAUCUAAUAUUAAACUAGAAGUUUCAAGUACUGAACCUUCAUAUCAAGUUUACACAGGUGAUUGGUUAUGUGCUGGUUUCCAUCCAAGACAAGGUUUUGCUGUUGAACCAGGUAGAUAUGUUAAUGCUAUUAAUCAAGAUAAAUAUAAGGGAUCCGUUAUCUUGAAACCAGGUGAAACUUUCGGAGCCAAGAUUCAAUACAAAUUCAGCGCCUGA
Molecule: messenger RNA, 2082 nt
Organism: Naumovozyma dairenensis CBS 421
Lineage: Eukaryota; Fungi; Ascomycota; Saccharomycetes; Saccharomycetales; Saccharomycetaceae
Gene: GAL10
Product: bifunctional UDP-glucose 4-epimerase/aldose 1-epimerase
Exons: 1
Coding region: 1-2082 (693 amino acids)
Biological process (GO): beta-D-galactose catabolic process via UDP-galactose, Leloir pathway
Cellular component (GO): cytosol
Molecular function (GO): carbohydrate binding; UDP-glucose 4-epimerase activity
Source: RefSeq, a predicted model, not a curated record